AUGUCAUCUUCAACAGUUCCGCUUAUCACCAGUUCACAGGCUAAAACUGCGCGACACCAUAACCUGCAUUUUCUUCACAACAUCAACACAACAUCACCUCCAUCUAUUCAGCAACAACAAAUUCAAACAACAAAUUCGUUCAAAUCUCUUGUAUCAACGAUAUGGUUACAGAGCCGUCAGAGCGUCUCCGGCCGCAAGCUUGAAUACACAUUGGAUAGGUCUCUGAUAGGUCAGUAUCGUUGCUUCAAAUUCUUCAUAUCAUUAUCGUUCCAUCGUGUAUUAGCUUUCCGUUUCCGCAUUGGCAUUCUGUUUCUGUAUGCUGAGAUGAUAAAGAAGAACGGAAAAACGAUUCGAAUUGAAGAAGACAACACAGUAGAGUAG
Vicia faba (fava bean) is the source of this 381-nucleotide messenger RNA. NCBI's taxonomy places the organism in Eukaryota, Viridiplantae, Streptophyta, Magnoliopsida, Fabales, Fabaceae. The record is from the annotation of a GenBank genome assembly.